CUUAUAGUGCAGCAGCUGCUGUAGCUGUUCUUACUCUUCUCAACCAUCCAAGAGCUAACAAUGCAGCAGCCUGCAGUGUGUCACCUGCCAAAUGAAGAUGUGGAAGUCCUGAAUUCCGAGUAUGGAAAGAACGUGAUUAAACUCCUUCGCAUUAGAAGAGAUGGCAAGAAACAUUGCAUUAAAGAAGUGGAAGCUUGUGUACAUCUUAGACUGGAUUCUGUCAAUGAGUACUUGCAUGGAGACAAUUCUGCUGUUAUCCCUACUGACACCAUGAAGAACAUUGUCUUAGCUUUGGCAAAAUGCAAAGGGAUCCAAACUGUAGAACAAUUUGCCCUGGAUAUCUGCAAUCACUUCAUUUCAUCAUAUUGUCAUGUGGUGUACGUCAAGACCUAUGUUCAAGAGGUACCCUGGCGGCGUCUAGAAAAGAAUGGAAUUCCCCAUGUCCAUUCCUUUAUCUGUGUUCCUGAAGGAAUUCGCUUUUGUGAAGCCGAACAGUGUCGGAAUGGUUGUCCACUUGUUAUCUCUGGAAUUAAAGAGCUGAAACUUAAGAAAACAACACAGUCUGGAUUUCAAGGGUUCCACAGGGACAAAUACACCACAAUUCCUGACCGGACCGACAGGGUUUUAAGUGCAGAACUAUUCUGCAAGUGGUCCUAUGGCGAGUGUCAAGAUAUUGACUUUGACUGCGUAUGGAACACUGUUCAUGAGUGUGUCCUGGAGGCAUUUUCUGGGCCACCUGACUGUGGGGAAUACUCACCCUCUCACCAGAAGACUGUCAACAAUAUUCAGAUGCUCACCCUGGCGAGAGUUCCACAGAUACAGGAGAUUGAAAUCACCUUGAACAACAUUUAUUAUGAUGUCAUAGACCUGCAGAAAUUUGGACUGACCAAUGACAAGGAGGUUCUGAUCCCAGUGGACAUUCCCUACGCUUCUUAUACAUGCACCCUGGGUAGGAAGAAGUGCUUAAGAGAGCAAGCCUAAGAUGCAAGAGUUGAGCAGCAAGUCAAUUGGCUGGAUGUUUUGACAAGGGACCAACUGAACAUAUGGGCUCUAUUCACCCAUAUAGGACACACUUACCAUGCGGAUUUCUUUUCAGAAUGUAUCCAUUCCAUUCAUUGACCUGACUUUUCCCUCUACAAAUUACAGAGAUUGGGAUUUUGAAAAGAGCCUAAGGAAUUCAGCUAUCCAAAUCCCAACGAAUCUCAAUAGGAUUUGUGCACCUAAGUCCCUUGGGUUCCUUUGGAAAUCCCAGCCAGAAACAUUAAAAUCAGUUCAUUAGAAGACAAUUAUUUUUAGGCUUAUUAUGAAAGUUCCAAUUAAUUAGUUAGUGUCUGUAAUGUGCUUUGCACAUUUAUAAUCCUAAAUAGGUUUUAUGCAUUAUUUAUUAAUGUGCAUGCAUUAAUUCAUUCUUCCUAUUAACACUAAAAUUAAUUUACUGGCAUGAGACCAAAUUUUUAGGUGGUGUAAACUGGUACGACUUCAAUGGACUACAAUGAUUUACACAGCUGAGGAUCUGGCCCAAUAUAUAAGUAAUAAUUCUCUAAUUUACAUAUUGCCAAUGUAAAUUCAAUUAGAUCCUGAUUUCUUCAUGAAGCAAAUGAGGAAAUAAAACCACAUUCUACCUACUUAUAUAUUAUAUCUUCCUUACAAUAUUAAUAGUACAGAUGUUUCUAUUUAAGGGUUCUAGUUAGAUGGCUGCUGCAUUAUUGCUCAUCAAACAACCAGCUAUGGGGAUUAUGCAGCUAUAUAACUGCUUCUAUGUUAAUCAUUGAAACGCUUAAGGGGUUAAUGCUCUGUGGGGUUAUUUAGGUCUUAUUCUUUAAUUUAACAAUACUAUCAUGACUUUUGAGCAGGCAGAAGUUAACCCAAAAAGUAAGCUAUGGCUUUUUGGGGAGAAAAAUGGGUAGGCAAAUUCCACUUUAUUUACAACUCCAGGACAUACCUUUGAGCACAGAUAUUAAAUAGCGAAAUCAGCACAUCUUACACCGAUGUGUUCCCAACCUGUCGCUAACACAUCCACAAUAUAAAACCUGCUCAAAUCCCAUCAGCUUGAAACUUCUGCCUUUAGUUUCCAAGGGCAGGAUUUUGAAAACUACUAAAUGACAUAGGACCUUAAAUCCAAUGUGACUUGUGCCCAAAUCACUUAGGCACUUUUGAAAAUCUCACCCCAAAAGUCUUUGGGCAUUAAACUCCUCACUCAAUACAUUUAGACUUAUUUUGCCCUACUGGAUCUGAUCACGUGCUUUGGGUAGCACUAAAAAUUAGGGAACACAACCUGAAUGGGCAUUUAGGAAACUGAGGUUGCUUGCAACAUAGGAGCAUCUCUCCCUCUCUCUUCCACAAAAGGAUUCAUCUGCUUAUCUUAAACACCACAUAAAAUUGGAAGGCAGCUAUUGCUCAUCAAAAUGUGAUAUCUUCUUAAAGACAAUAGGACAAUUUAUAUCAUGGGAUGGAUCUGUUCCAGGUGUGCUUUUAUUUGCCUGAACUGGUAACUAGUUGACCCAGCUAAUUGGUCUGUAGUUCUAACUCUGUGUUGGACAUUACUUCCUUCCUUGUGUGAAGUUUACUGCAUUACAUUUGAGGGUCUCAUCUCUUUUCUAUUUCUGCUACCUUAUUAUUUAAUGACUGCAUGGCCUUGUAGAUUAUCUAUGUAUCUUUGAAUGGAAAAAUA
Molecule: messenger RNA, 2671 nt
Organism: Mauremys reevesii (Reeves's turtle)
Lineage: Eukaryota; Metazoa; Chordata; Testudines; Geoemydidae
Product: uricase-like
Exons: 8
Coding region: 61-981 (306 amino acids)
Biological process (GO): urate catabolic process; purine nucleobase catabolic process
Cellular component (GO): peroxisome
Molecular function (GO): urate oxidase activity
Source: RefSeq, a predicted model, not a curated record